Botrytis byssoidea is the source of this 240-nucleotide messenger RNA. RefSeq lists its product as uncharacterized. The transcript is spliced from 3 exons. The record is from RefSeq and is a predicted model, not a curated record. Lineage: Eukaryota; Fungi; Ascomycota; Leotiomycetes; Helotiales; Sclerotiniaceae. The coding region runs from base 1 to 240 and encodes 79 amino acids.
AUGUCCAACACCUCGCUUUUUCACCGUGCAGCUCCUUUUCAAAUCAUCAGCAAAAUUCAUUCGGUCUUCUUUGACGGCACCAACAGCACAAAUCAGACCAACGGCUCCCCUCAAUUCAUCUCCAUCAAAUUCCAACUUGCAAUAGCACACAGGCCUCCGAAGACAUCUCGAAUUCUCCCACUCCCACAAGCUCAGACCUGGAGAGCAGCUUUACUAGUAAGCUAUUAUUUUGCAGAUUGA